This is a messenger RNA of Drechmeria coniospora, 834 nucleotides long. RefSeq lists its product as uncharacterized. Gene Ontology annotation, molecular function: metalloendopeptidase activity. The transcript has a single exon. The record is from RefSeq and is a predicted model, not a curated record. Gene Ontology annotation, biological process: proteolysis. The coding region runs from base 1 to 834 and encodes 277 amino acids. NCBI's taxonomy places the organism in Eukaryota, Fungi, Ascomycota, Sordariomycetes, Hypocreales, Ophiocordycipitaceae.
AUGGACAACCUCGGUGACGCUGCUUUCCAGCCGGUUGCUGCAGGCCAGUCGGUCCAUGUCGAGUUUGACAUUGCCGAAGCCCACGACCUCUCCGCCGGCGGCACAAUCUCCAUUCACACCCAAGGCCGUAUUCCUUUCGCCUGGGAGGGUCAAAAGGCAAUCGCCGGCUCGCUGCCAUACAGCUCCAACACGGUCGAAACCGUCAUCAACGACACGCUCGCCGCGCCCGCUCUUCUCAGCCGCAGGCUCAACAAGAACGAGAUUCGGGCCGAAGUGAGCGGAUGCGAGGGCGACAAGCUCGAGGCCAUCGAAAAAGCCGUCUCCAACUGCCGAUCGUACGCGGCGAUUGCCCUCCACGCCAUUAAAUCCGGGCCCUCCGAACGCAUAGAAGAGUACUUUAUGGACUCGUCCGAGUCAACGCGGGAAACCGUCGCCGGCGUCUACGAGCGGGUGCACGAGCAAUGCAGCUCCUUGAACAGCGGCGCGCCGGCCUCCUGCGCCGAUCUCUUCGACCACUGCGAGGUCUCGGGUGCGUUGGCCUACACGCACACCGGCAAGACGAUGAUUUACUGCGACAAGUUCUUCACCAUGCCACCGGUGCCCCGGAAAUGUCGUAAGAAGAGCCAGGCGACGACCUUUCUGCACGAGACAACCCACCUCCAGAUCGUGAACCGGAACCGUGACCUCGCCUACGGUUACAACAACCUCCGGGAGCUGACCCACGAGGAAGCAAUCAAAAACGCCGACACCUACGCUCUAUUCGCAAGCGCCUCUGAAAUGGACUGCGAUAUUCCAUCCUCGCGAUUGGAUGAAGGCGCCGAGGACGACGAAUAA